This is a messenger RNA of Peromyscus maniculatus bairdii (prairie deer mouse), 880 nucleotides long. RefSeq names its product CD40 ligand (gene Cd40lg). The record is from RefSeq and is a predicted model, not a curated record. NCBI's taxonomy places the organism in Eukaryota, Metazoa, Chordata, Mammalia, Rodentia, Cricetidae. Gene Ontology annotation, cellular component: membrane. Gene Ontology annotation, biological process: immune response. Gene Ontology annotation, molecular function: CD40 receptor binding; tumor necrosis factor receptor binding.
CUUUAACCCAGCAUGAUAGAAACAUACAGCCAGCCUUCUCCCCGAUCCGUGACUACUGGGCUGCCCAUGAGCAUGAAAAUUUUUAUGUAUUUACUUACUGUUUUUCUCAUCACCCAGAUGAUUGGGUCGGUGCUUUAUGCUGUGUAUCUUCAUAGAAGAUUGGAUAAGGUAGAAGAGGAAGCAAGCCUUCGUGAAGAUUUUGUAUUUAUAAAAAAGCUACAGAGAUGCAUGAAAGGAGAAGAAUCCUUAUCCUUGCUGAACUGUGAGGAGGUGAGAAGGCGAUAUGAAAACCCUGUCAAGGAUAUAAUGUUAAACAAAGAAGAGAAAAAAGAAAACGUCUAUGAAAUGCAAAAAGGUGAUGAGGAUCCUCAAAUUGCAGUACAUGUUGUAAGUGAGGCCAACAGUAAAACAGCAUCUGUUCUACAUUGGGCCAAGAAAGGAUAUUAUACCAUGAAAAACAACUUGGUAACGCUCGAAAAUGGGAAACAGCUGACCAUUAAAAGACAAGGACUCUAUUAUGUCUACACCCAAGUCACCUUCUGCUCUAAUCAGGAACCAUCGAGUAAAGAUCCAUUUUUAGUCAGCCUCUGUCUGAAGUCCACCAGUGGAUCGGAGAGAAUCUUACUCAGGGCGGCAAAUACCCACAGUUCCUCCAAGCCCUGCGGCCAACAGUCCGUUCACUUGGGAGGAGUAUUUGAAUUACAAGAAGAUUCUUCUUUGUUUGUCAACGUGACUGAUGCAAGCCAAGUGAUCCACGGAAUCGGCUUCACAUCUUUCGGCUUGCUCAGACUCUGAACAGUGUGCCGCCCUAGGCUGCAGCAAGGCUGCUGCUGGCCGUCUUCCCUAUAGAGCCCAUCAGUUAGGACCCGCCCCCUGUUGA